This is a messenger RNA of Phytophthora nicotianae INRA-310, 3393 nucleotides long. RefSeq lists its product as hypothetical. Lineage: Eukaryota; Oomycota; Peronosporomycetes; Peronosporales; Peronosporaceae. The record is from RefSeq and is a predicted model, not a curated record. Bases 346 to 3294 code for a protein of 982 amino acids. Gene Ontology annotation, cellular component: cytoskeleton. The transcript has a single exon.
CUCCAGAUCUAGACGUGUGCAGCUCUUGCGACGGCAAAUCUGCACACUUGACGUCGACAUUCGGAGGAAAAGAGGGAAACGACGAUGCCCUUCUCUCUUGGAGGAAGAGAAGGAGCUCGUUCAACACGAUGACGCCAAUCAGACUAGGCCUUGAUGACACAGCUCUGGAUUGUUUGGGGGGAUGGAUACAUUAUGUCAUCAACACCAAAUUCGCACCAAAAUCGGAGUGAUGGUCACUUCAACUGGGAAACUGCACGGGAAUGCGCGCUUGCCUAUAAAUGGCGUUCUUCUCUACUCGUUAGUGCCGUGGAAACCCGUUAUAUUAGCUAGAGGCUAGUGAAGAAGAUGGCAGAGCCUCAAGGUGACGAUGCUGCUAGCGUGGUUCCAUCGCUCUCUAGCAACAGGCUCCGCGCUGCUGUCAAUAGCAAUGACGACCUGGUAGAGAACGAAGAGCAGGACGACGGAGACUUUGGUGUUCUUGGGGGACGAGACAAUGCUGGAACAGCAGCUGGCUCUUCAGUUGGAGCUCCUUCGACCGCCAUGUCGGCUCGAGCGUCAGCCUUCCGCUUAUUGGAACAGUACUUCGAGGCGGACAUGCUGACCCUCGACCAGCUGCAGUUCCACAAAGAAAAAUACGCCAAGCUCCACUCCUGUGUGUUGGCCACUUACAAACACGAGAAACAACUGUUAAAAGAAGCCAAGGCACUCAAUCGAGAUCUCCUUGGGGAGAAGAUUCAGGUGGAGAAGCAGGCCAUUCGCAAGGCAGAAGAAGUAGCUGCGUUCUCGUCCGUAGAACGCGAGAAGGACCGAGCAUUGAAGGAGUUGGCUGAAGCCGUUGACCGCGAUGCAAUCUUAGCCUUCGAAAUCACAGAACUGCAGCGAGAAUACGCCGAUCUGGUGGCCGAAAAAGAGGCCAUUCUAGCUGCCCACGCCCAACUUAUCGAACCUGAGGUAAAACAGCUCACGACAGAGAUCGCUGGACUCUCCGAAGAGACUCAUCGCUUGGAUAGCGAGCUGACAAAGGACACACAACGCAAGAAAGAAUAUCUAGCGCGGUUAGACUUUUUACAUCAAGAAAACGCACGUCUUGAGCAGACUAGUGCUGCUGAGCUCAAGCGUCUAAACCAGCUUCAAGGAGAUCCUGAUCGUAUGCAAAAACAAGCUGAUGUGGUUGCACGUGCGGUGGCAGCUUUAGAAAAGGAGACUAACAAAGAUAAGGCUCGCGCUGGCGAGUUACAAGCUGCUGUUGACGCUACGGCUGCGAAGCUACGCGAUGCCGAUGAAGUUCAUCGUGAACUCGCGCAAAAGCUGGAUGUACAUCGAGAGACGAUCGACCAGCGUCAGCGAGACGUAGAUCAUGUGACGCUGCAUCUUCGGGAAGAGCAGAAUGUCAACGUAAUGAGACUUGGAGAGAAGACUCGACUUGAUAUGCGUGCAAAGGCUUUGGAUCUAGCUACACGCCGUGAAAACGAAAGGUGUACAAAGUCACAAAAAGACUAUGAUCGCUUGAAACGCGAGCUUAAGAAACAAAUUCUUUUACUAGACAGUAGCAAGGCAUUGCUACCGAAUCUUCGAGCUCAAGUUGUUGAUGUACAACAUCAAAUAUCAGCACUACGAUCAGAAAACAAAGAUCAAGCUCAGCGUCAACUGGACGUGAAGCAGCAGGUGGAUCUACUCAUCGCUCGUUUCUUAAAGCAGGAGGACGGCGAGAAAGUUCAAAGUGCAGAGCUUGAAGCUCUAUCUGCACAAGUGGCCGAAUUCGAAGCCGAAGUUGCUCAAUGGUUAAUAGAAGAAAGCAAGCAGAAGAAAUUAGUGACAAUGCUGACUGCACAGCGAGAGUUGAAAGCUCGUGAAGCCACAUCGGCCUUAAAUUCCGAGCGUCAAACGCAGCAGGAGCUUAAAACCAAGGAGCUCGUGAUUUUUGACUUGGCAAAGAAGUGGAACGAAACGACAAACCACUUGCGUGAAUUCUCAGCCCUGUACGAUGUCGUCAAAAAUGAACGAAACAAGUACGUGAAUCUCAUCCAGGCCUCGACUCAAGCUUUAGCUGAGAUGAAAGAAAAGAUCAAGAUUCUUAACAACGAAGUAGAAGUGCUUCGUAACGAGUCACUAGCGAAGGACAAGGCACUCGUGAAAGAAAAACUAGCGCAUUCGACAGCGCAAUGCUCGCGUGACUCGCUGCGUCUCGACACCAACAAGUCUCACGAUGCCUAUCGGACGAAACAGGAACAGGUUGAGCAACAAAUUGUUGAAAUUGACAAGCUCAAUGGUAUUAUUACACAUACGGAGAAGGAAUUGCUGCGUUUGAAGAAAAAAUACGAGCUUGCAGUGGAUGCACGGAACGCCACUGGUGUGCAGCUCAUUGAUCGCAACGACGAGUUGUGUAUUCUUUACGAGAAGUCAAAUUUGCAGGAACAAGCUCUCAGUGCUGGUGAAACCGGAUUGACACGCAAAGACCAGGAAAUUCGAGUGCUUAAAAUCCAACUCGCUGAUCUCCAGCGUCAACUGGAAAAUGCUCGGAGACAGUUACCAUAUCUACCUGAGCUUGCGCAACGUAUUCUGUCCUUACAAGAAGAAUUAAAGCAAGAGAAGGACGUGACGGAAUUGCUGUGUCGCGAUCUAGAAACUCCAAAGAACAGCGAUCGAUGGCGUUCUCUGGGUGGUGAGGACCCGGACGAGGAACAAUUGGCAGCCAAACUUGCAUAUUUGGAGGAACGAUAUCACCAAAAAAAGGAGCAAUUGCUUGAGAAAGAACUCGUACUGGAAGAAGUCACUGGUUUAUCCAAUAAGCUUCGAACGCAGGCCGCUGCACGUCGCGGCGAAACUUUGGAGCUUGCCAAACGGGUGAACGAUUUCCAAGGUCGAAUCAAGGAGACAACGCGUCGUAUGAUGGCUGUUGUCUCUGAGCUGUCGAUGUAUCAAGCAACAGCAAUGAAACUCCAGCAGGAGAAACACGACACUACUAUUGAUGUUGAGGAGUGCCAAAAGCGCACUCUAGCGGGUUAUGCACCAAACGCAUAUUGCGAGCAGCAACUUGUGCGGUUGCAAUCUCAAAAAUUACACAAUAGUGAGGUUCGAGCUGCUACAGAGAUGGCGAAGGCUGCAACCGCACAUGCUGCCAACUUCCCGUCUCAAUUCACAUAUACAACCGCAGAAGCUCGACCAAAUGCCUACAUUCCAGAAGACUUGGGGAUCCCAAAGCCUUACGGGCAACAGGCACCCUUCAAGCCUACACAACAAGGAACAACGAUGCGCCACAUUCGCAUGCCGCAAAAACGCGAUAUCGAGAUCUAGUCGGAAGCGGUUUGCUACAUUUAUCGAUUCAUUAUUGCACUACGAUGUUCCAAGCGUGAUUGUAUUACGCGCUUGUACCAUCAGUAGCCUGCUGUGUAA